Molecule: messenger RNA, 830 nt
Organism: Impatiens glandulifera
Lineage: Eukaryota; Viridiplantae; Streptophyta; Magnoliopsida; Ericales; Balsaminaceae
Product: 50S ribosomal protein L29, chloroplastic
Exons: 2
Coding region: 98-616 (172 amino acids)
Biological process (GO): translation
Cellular component (GO): ribosome; chloroplast
Molecular function (GO): structural constituent of ribosome
Source: RefSeq, a predicted model, not a curated record
UUUCAGACUGCUAAGAAACUCCCUUUUGUUAUCAAAAUCCUUAUCUGCUCGUAGAAUAGACGAUUCUUCUUCUGCUGCUCGAAAUCUUAUUAUAGCAAUGCUUAGCCUUUGUGCUGCUCCGUCGUCGACCGCCUCCUUUGUUUCCAAGCCGCCGCCGCCGCCUGUUCUCUCUAGCCGUAAAUCAGGCUUCCACGGCGUCCGAGUGGCGCAAUUAUGGCCCAUCGUCAGAAACUCUCAGGUCUCGCUCUCCGGUCCUAGUUCAACUUCAGUGGUGAUGAUGGCUAAGAAAGACGAGGAAUUGAAGGAUAUCAGAACCAAAACGACUGAACAGCUCAACGAAGAGAUUGUCGAACUCAAAGGAGAACUCUUCAUGCUUCGCCUUCAGAGAUCAGUUCGCAAUGAGUUCAAAUCCAGCGAGUUCCGUCGUAUGCGGAAAAGGAUUGCUCGAAUGCUGACAGUUAAGAGGGAAAGAGAGAUCGACGAAGGAAUUAACAAAAGGAUAUCUCGAAAACUUGACAGACAAUGGAAGAAAAGCAUUGUUGUGAAACCACCACCUUCAUUGUUGAAGUUAAGGGAGGAAGAGGCGGCUGAAGAAGCCAAGGAAUCAUCUACGUGAGCGAAAGCUACUGCUACAUCUCGAUCUGUUGUAUGAAGUUCAUCUUCCUCCUCAGGUUUAGAUUCUUCUUUUUUUUGGGGGGGAAUUUCUUGAAUUGUAGAAUAUGUUUGAAGCAGAAUUGAGCAACCACUCAGAGAUUAUUUAUUAUAUUUAUGUGAUAACAUGAUAUUGUGUAAUGCUUACCACUUUAGGCAAUGUCUCACAUGUUUUGCCA